This is a messenger RNA of Episyrphus balteatus (marmalade hoverfly), 1338 nucleotides long. RefSeq names its product spermidine synthase (gene SpdS). Gene Ontology annotation, biological process: spermidine biosynthetic process. The record is from RefSeq and is a predicted model, not a curated record. The transcript has 2 exons. Bases 332 to 1207 code for a protein of 291 amino acids. NCBI's taxonomy places the organism in Eukaryota, Metazoa, Arthropoda, Insecta, Diptera, Syrphidae. Gene Ontology annotation, cellular component: cytosol. Gene Ontology annotation, molecular function: spermidine synthase activity.
UGUUUUUGUGCGAAUCUUGCUACAUCAGCAUUUAAAAAAUGCACGUUGCACCUAUUAAAUUGUUUACAUAUUCCCACCAAUAAUUAAUUUGAGCUUAUAAUAAUUAUUGCUGUGUUUCAUUCCAGAUAAAAGUUUUCUUUUUUUUAUUGAAUCAAAUUACGUUCCACUUAAGCAAAGUCAAAUCUUGCUCAUUCCCAUUAAGUAAGCUUAAAAAAGCAACAGGUUCCGGUGCAUUAUUAUUUGAAGAACCAAACUAACCAAAUUUUUGUGCUAAAAUUUAAACCGGCUUUAUUCAUUUAUUUAAUUAAUUAUAAAUCAAAUAAAUAACAAUAUGAACGCCAUUCACAAAGGUUGGUUUAGCGAAAUCCAAGAUGACCUUUGGCCAGGUCAAUGUUUUUCUCUGAAAGUUAAGAAAAUACUUCACGAGGAAAAAUCAAAGUUUCAAGAUAUCAAAAUUGUCGAAACAGAAACUUUUGGAACGUGCCUGAUUCUUGAUGGAAUCAUUCAAUGCACUUCUCGUGACGAAAUGUCUUACCAAGAGAUGAUCUCAUUCUUGCCUUUGUGUUGUCAUCCGGAACCUCGCAAAGUGCUUAUUGUUGGAGGGGGUGAUGGCGGUGUUGCCCGGGAAGUUGUCAAGCAUCCUGAUGUCGAGGAAGUCCAUCAGGUGGAGAUUGAUGACAGAGUCGUAGAUCUGUCCAAGGAAUAUCUUCCAAAAAUGGCAUGUGGCUUUGACCAUCCCAAAUUGCGUCUUACGAUUGGAGAUGGCUUCGAAUACAUGAAGCAACACAAGAAUGAGUUUGAUGUUAUCAUAACAGAUAGCUCUGAUCCAAUUGGGCCAGCUGUUAGCUUGUUCCAAGAGAGCUAUUAUGAAUUGAUGAAAAAUGCUCUCCGAAAAGGUGGUAUCGUUUCAUCGCAAGGAGGCAGUUUCUGGCUAGAUCAGAAUUAUAUUAAAAAAACAAUGUCUGGUUGUAAGCAACAUUUUGCACAGGUUGCAUAUGCUGUGACAUCAGUUCCAUCGUAUCCAUGUGGUAAUAUUGGAUUUGUUAUUGGAAGUUUGGAUACAUCAAGAUCACUUCGCGAUGAACCAGCAAGACAAUUUACUAACAAAGAAAUUGAUAAAAUGGAUUUGAAGUAUUAUUCGACGGCCAUGCACAAAGCUGCCUUUACAUUGCCUCGUUAUAUUGAAAAACAUUUUUAUGAAACUUAAUUCGAAGAAGGAAGUGGCAAAUUAUGCUGAAUAAGAAUUAUUUUGUACAGAAUUAUUGUAGAUUUAAAUAAUGUUUGUUGUAAUAUUUUUUUUUUUGAAAAUCGAAUAAAAAUUUAAUGAAAUACGACUAA